GUCUUCAGGAGCCUGCGGUCACCAAUUAAUCACAAAGGAGAGGAUUCUGAAGGCUAUCACCGGACUGCUGCUCAUUACCCCAUCCUUUUGUUUGCACAGCACUGCCCCAAGGAACAACAUAAAAGCAGUCCAGAAAGAGACACAAAUUCUACUCAGCCUGAAAAUCCCAGCCAUCUGACGCAGAGGGAUUUAUAGGUUUAGUGGAAAUUGCUUUCCCAAGCAUCCAGAUUAAAUACUGACUGGCAUUUUAUUUCUGAACGGGUAAACAUCCUUCUAAUAAUGAGAUGACCCAACAAUAUCUGAAGGCCCAAAUAGAUCUGUGUUUUCGGGCUUCUCCAGUGGACUAAUUUUGGGCCAAAUACUGCUCGGUAUCAUGCUGACUAACAGUAACCUUCAGACCUGUAUGCUUCUACUUCUCUGGGGAUGGACUGUGUCAACUGAGAGCAGAACCCAGCAAAGGGUGAAAGGCGUACCUGAGAUAUAUAAACAGGGCAGUAGGCCACACAGACAGAGAAGAGAAGUGCAUCAGGAGUCACACAAGCAAGGCAGUGCUGUAUUUAAAAGAAGUCCUGACAUCACUAAGUCUCCACUUACAAAGUCAGAGCAGCUCCUCAGAAUAGAUGAUCAUGAUUUCACCAUGAGACCUGGAUUUGGGGGUCCAGCAAUUCCGGUGGGAGUUGAUGUACAAGUGGAAAGUUUAGACAGUAUUUCAGAGGUUGAUAUGGACUUCACUAUGACUUUGUAUCUCAGACACUACUGGAAAGAUGAGCGCCUGUCCUUCCCCAGUUCCAACAAUCAGAGUAUGACGUUUGAUGGCCGACUAGUCAAAAAGAUUUGGGUUCCUGACAUGUUCUUUGUUCAUUCCAAGAGAUCCUUUAUUCAUGAUACCACAACAGAUAAUGUUAUGCUGAGGGUUCAACCUGAUGGGAAAGUGCUGUACAGUCUGAGGGUCACAGUGACCGCAAUGUGCAAUAUGGACUUUAGCCGUUUUCCCCUUGAUACCCAGUCCUGCUCUUUAGAGAUUGAAAGCUAUGCAUACACAGAAGAUGAUCUUAUGUUAUACUGGAAGAAUGGUAACGAAUCAUUAAAAACUGAUGACAGAAUUUCAUUAUCACAAUUCCUUAUUCAGGAGUUUCACACAACUACAAGACUUGCUUUCUAUAGUAGUACAGGGUGGUACAAUCGCCUGUACAUCAACUUUACAUUACGGCGCCACAUCUUCUUCUUCCUUCUGCAAACAUACUUUCCAGCAACCUUGAUGGUGAUGCUCUCUUGGGUGUCAUUCUGGAUAGAUCGCAGAGCAGCCCCUGCCAGAGUUCCCUUAGGUAUAACCACGGUAUUGACCAUGUCUACCAUCAUAACAGGAUUAAAUGCCUCCAUGCCCAGAGUCUCAUACAUCAAAGCUGUGGACAUUUACUUGUGGGUUAGUUUUGUGUUUGUCUUCCUAUCGGUGCUGGAAUAUGCUGCUGUGAAUUAUUUGACCACUGUGCAAGAGAGGAAAGAAAGGAAAAUGCGGGAAAAGUUCCCUUGUACUUGUGGAGUACCACAGCCACGGUCCAUGAUGGACUGCAGCUACAGUGAUGGGGAGGUAAACAAUCUUGGCAAUUAUGUGUCUGAAAAUGGAGACAAGGAAGACAGGAUCAUGGUGCAGCUAGCACUCAACGCAGAAAGAAACUCAAACAGAAGGAAGAGUCAGCGGGCAUAUGUCAGCCUUCGCAUUGACACACAUGCUAUUGACAAAUAUUCAAGAAUAAUAUUUCCAGCAUCAUAUAUUUUAUUUAACCUGAUAUACUGGUGCAUUUUUUUGUAAGCAAGUAUAUUAAAAGACUGGACACUGGACUUACUGCACCAGAAUACCAGUAUAUAUUAUUUUGUGGAUCACUUUGUACAAAUCCAAUAUACAACGAAAACAGGAAGAUUUCAUUUUGUGCUGCUUCACCAUGCCAGCAGCAUCUCAGCUAUACUCAGUCUUUUUUAACUGAAUUUCACUUUAAUAUCUCACAUGAUGUAUAUUACUUUUAUAUAGUAGAUAUGUGACAUACUAAUGCUUAGUCAAGGAAACUUUCUGUGCAAUACACAGCAACCCUCCUACAGUGAUGUUGGCUUUUAUAUGCCCAACCGCUGCUUGUCUUCUGCUGCUUACAUCAUUUCUUGUAAUCUAGAUUAUCAUUUUUUGCACAGUAUAUGACUAGUUCUUCUAUGAAAGUAAAUAUUUGUGAAAUUAGUUUUUAUACAGUCAAACACUCCGAGCUUUUUGGAUCCAGGUAAUUUAGCUCCUUAUAGUACAUCAAGUGGUUGUGGGGGAAGGUUAGCACUUGACAUUUCAAAGGCAACUCCAGCUGUCCAACAUUCAGGGCCGGAUUUACAUAGUGGGCGCCCUUAGGCCCACUGCCGUUUGUUGCCCCUGUCCCCUCCCCUUUAUU
Messenger RNA from Xenopus laevis (African clawed frog), 2423 nucleotides. RefSeq names its product gamma-aminobutyric acid receptor subunit rho-1-like (gene gabrr1.S). Lineage: Eukaryota; Metazoa; Chordata; Amphibia; Anura; Pipidae. The coding region runs from base 374 to 1810 and encodes 478 amino acids. The transcript is spliced from 10 exons. The record is from RefSeq and is a predicted model, not a curated record.